Messenger RNA from Rhagoletis pomonella (apple maggot), 2953 nucleotides. RefSeq names its product RNA-binding protein 25. Gene Ontology annotation, biological process: mRNA processing; regulation of alternative mRNA splicing, via spliceosome. Gene Ontology annotation, cellular component: spliceosomal complex. The record is from RefSeq and is a predicted model, not a curated record. Gene Ontology annotation, molecular function: mRNA binding. The transcript is spliced from 9 exons. Lineage: Eukaryota; Metazoa; Arthropoda; Insecta; Diptera; Tephritidae. The coding region runs from base 216 to 2897 and encodes 893 amino acids.
AAUACAUACGGUUUGCUACAGCUCUAGGUAAGACAGAAAGUGUGUGGCAAAUGCUUAAAUUUGGAAUUAUCGAAAUUUGUGGUGAACAAUUCAUUUGCCGAAAUUGAGUAGCGAAUUAUUUUCGAUACUACAUUGGGCUAUUACAAAGUUUUGCGUUGGUACUCACGAACAACUUCGAUUAUUGAGAAAAAUUUGUUUUAAGAGAGACACUAAUUAUGUCUUAUCCAUCUCGUGCACCUAUACCACCAUACAUGAACCCAAAUAUACCUCCUCCUCAUAUGAUGCCGCCAGUACCUUCAGCACCAAGAAGUUAUAGAACCUCCGCCACUAUCAGCUCUCAACCCACAGUCUAUCAGCGUUUACCCGACCCGGUUCCUCAAUUUCGAGGUCCGAUAAUUACGGUUUUUGUUGGAAAUAUAAGCGAACGUGUGCCUGAAGCCUUAAUUAAAAGAAUUUUGUCCGCAUGUGGGGUGGUGGUUAAUUGGAAACGAGUGUCUACCUUUGGUUUCUGCGAAUAUGAUGGACCCAAUGCUGGAAUGCGGGCUGUUCGUCUUCUCAGUGAACUUGAUAUAGACGGGAAAAAACUUGUCGCUAAAGUGGAUGCAAAAAAUAAACUUCUGUUAGACAACUUUAAGGAAGAAGAAUUAAAGAAUGGUAUUAAUGUGUCAGCGGUGGAUGAAAAGUCUGAAGAUGACUUCGUUCUCAAUCAAAUGAGAAAAAUACUUGGUGAUCAUAAGCACGAAUUUGAUGAGUUUGACGGAAAUUCUCGAGAUGUAUAUGGCGGCAGAAUAAAUAAGAACAAAGCUGUUCGCAUAGAAGAUAAAAUAACAAAAGUUCUUCACGAAACAAAUUUGGAAGAAGAAAAAAGGAACUUAAUUAGUACCGAAAUUGGGAAAUUUAGGAAAAGAGCGGAGGCCGAUGAAAAUCGGAAGGAGAAAGAGAAGGAGAAAAUGAGAGAAAAGGAGAAGGAAAAGGACAAAGAAAAAGAAAAAGACAAGGAGAAGGACAGGGAACUUGAGAAAGAAAGAGAUAGGGAUAGGGAAAGAAAUGUAUCUGAUACAAUGAAGGACGAUAUUAGUGAAGAAGAUUGGGAUGCAGAUGAGCAAAGAGAAAACCCCUUUAACAAAGUGGAGAAAGUAGUGAUUAGCAGGGGUCGCCAAUCGAACAGUUUGUCACCUAAUAGAAAAGAAAAAGAUCGAGACAGCAGAAGGAGAAGGAGUAAAUCUCGUUCAAGAGAAAGAGAGCGUGAUCGAGAACAUAGGGAACGAGAACGGGAACGAGAGAGGGAACGUGAAAAGGAACGUGAGAGAGAGCGUGAGCGUGAACGAGAACGAGAACGAGAACGGGAAAGAGAACGUGAACGUGAAAAGGAGCGUGAACGGGAAAGAGAACGUGAGCGUGAGAGAGAAAGAGAACGCGAAAGAGAGCGGGAGGAAAAAAUUGUUAAGAAUAUCAGAGAUCUGCAUAGAGAGAAAGAAAUCGAAGAAGAGCUUCGAGAGCGUAAAAAAGCGGAAAAGAAAGCUCGUGAAAAGGAAGAAGCGUACCAAGAAAGACUUAAAAACUGGGAAAUAAGAGAAAAGCGUAAAGCUAAGGAAUACGAAAAGAUUCGGAUUAAGGAUAAAAUGAAGCUUGAGGAACGAGAAAAGGAAGCAAAACGACUCAAAGAAUUUGUUGAAGACUAUGAUGAUGAACGAGAUGACCAUAAAUAUUAUAAGGGCCGAGAGCUGCAGAGAAGAUUGGGAGAUCGCGUCCGAGAAGCAGAUCUUGAUGCUAAAGAUCGCAACAAAGAACAAGAGGAAUUGGAAGAAUUGCGAAAUAAAAUAUUCAGUGGCGAAUAUGAAAAUCCUACACAAGAAUAUGAAAGAGCAAAGAAAGAGCAUGAGAAAUUAUAUAAACCUCAAAUAUUAAUCGAUGUGAAUUUAGAAAAUUUGCAACGUAAAGAACGUGAGAAAGAACGAAUCCGGGAAAAAUUGCAAUCAAUUGAAAGCAAUCGACACAUUCUUGAUGUUAAUUCAAAUGAUGAAGGCGAAAUGAAUGCCCUGGCCAAAUCGUAUUCCAUAGAGUCAAUUUCAAACGAAGAUGCCAACUCUAGACCAAAUUCUGCUUCAAAUAUUGAAAUCCACUACAGCCGCCAUGGUUCCGAGUCACGUGACUGUAUAUCGAGCGUGAAUGCGCAUGCAGGAAACUCUACACCGUCCGGUUCAUUGCAGAGUUUAGGCAAUUCAAGGUCUCAGACUACAGACGCCACUACAACACCCACACAGGCGCCCGUCAUAACUCUGAAUUUGGGUGCGAAUUCCAAAAAGAAGAAAAUAGAAUCCACUGGUGUGUUUAAUGCUGACGAGGAUGUUGAUGACGAGAGUAGCUCAAAACGGCGAAAAUUGGUUCCAUUGGAUUACGAUGACAAUCAAACAAGAAGUGGCGGAGGAAGCACAUCACAAACAGAACGCCAUAACUCGAAUGCCGGAAAAUCUAUCUCGAAAAAACAUGGUAAGAAUGAUACUGCCACUACAGAAACAGUGAAUAACAAAAAGGAGGAAAAUAAUACUAGGAUACACGAUGAAAAACGUCGGCACAUUAAAAGCAUCAUUGACAGGAUUCCUACACAAAAGGAGGAUUUGUUCAAUUAUAAGCUUGAUCGCAACGAAAUUGACAACAACCUUAUGGAAAGAAAAAUUCGACCAUGGAUAAACAAAAAAAUUAUUGAGUAUAUUGGUGAGCCCGAGCCAACGCUUGUCGAUUUUAUAUGCUCUAAGGUGCUUGCAGGAAGUUCACCCCAAAGCAUUUUGGACGAUGUGCAAAUGGUCUUGGACGAAGAAGCAGAAGUUUUCGUUGUGAAAAUGUGGAGAUUGCUAAUUUAUGAAGUAGAUGCAAAAAAGAUUGGUAUAGGUAAAUAAUAUGUGUAAUAUUAAGAAGCAUAUUUAUAUGAAUAAAACAAAAUCAAAAAAAGUUU